Molecule: messenger RNA, 291 nt
Organism: Leptosia nina
Lineage: Eukaryota; Metazoa; Arthropoda; Insecta; Lepidoptera; Pieridae
Source: the annotation of a GenBank genome assembly
AUGUUUCUAACAUUAAAACUAUUAGGGAAUCGUCACCCCUCUUUUAUUGCACGCACCGUUUUUGUAAAAAACAACAAUGUAGACGAUGCUUGCAGAUUACUUAAUAGAAUUCUGGGAAAAGAGGGAAUUUUAGAACAAUUCAGACUCACAAGAUAUUAUGAAAAACCGUUUCAGACAAGACGGAGAGUGAAUCACCAGAAAUGCAAAGCAAUAUAUAAUGAAGAUAUGGACAGGAAAAUCCAGUUUGUUCUUCGCAAGAAUAGGCAUGAACCAUUCCCUGGAUGUUAUUAA